AAAGAAUACUACAAUCGAACUCUCAAGAAAAAGGACAAUUAUCAAUCCUUUUGUGCAAUUUUCAGUGGAGUCAAUUUUUCUCAAGCAAAAGAAAGUAAGCUCUAGAACAUGGUCGAUUCUCUGCAAUUUCUUAUACAUGUAAACCAUUUGUAGGUACCCAUUUGACAACGCCAGCAACUGAAACUGGAAAGUACUAGAUAAUGAUGCAAAGAUAAUAUAUGUAUAUAUCAAUUCAUUGAAUUUGAUCAUUCCUUCCAAAUUUCAAAGCACAAAACUUUAAUUCCUCUUUAGCAAGUGUAAUAGAAGCAGUUGAAGAAGAUGGUUUUGGCCAUUCGCUUUUCCACAAAGCUUUGAAGUAUGUCGAACAUUCUUCUCUAUUUCCUUACUGUUCCUAAGCACAUGACUUUCAAAGCCAACAUGCGGCUGCAGAUUACUUUCCAUUUCUGUCAUAAACAAUUCCACGUUCCUUUGUUAUGUUCUUUUACAUUAUUUAUCCCUAACCAUAAUCACAUCCCUGUCAGCAAGCUCACUUUAUGAUAUAUGCACCUGACCCAACAAGAAAAGCUGAUGGCUUCGUAAAUGACUGUCUGAGAUUUAGUUUGGUCUCAAACCACGUGAGAGUAUGGGCACAAUGCUUUUAGUUGCUGAUGAUAUCAAUUUCUUCAAUGAUGAGUCAAUCACUCAAAAACAAGAUAAAGGGAUAUAACUAUAUACAGAGAAUGGUCCCCUUUUUUUCCCUUGAGAAAAAGAAACAAAGAUUCUGCUGAUUCUGUUGUCUCCCACAUCACAUGUUGGCACAUGUCCAAUCACCUUGCCUAAUGCUUACUGUUGAAGGGUGUACGUGAAUCUUAAACGCCAUGCAAGUGCCAUCUUGAAAUUCCACAAAAAGUCUUAAACAAUAUUUUAGCAUUGAGAUUUCAUGAAUUUAGUUCGACCUUGACCUGUGUUAGACAAAGGAAUAUGUUAAUUAAGCGUAUCUGUUAACUGCAAUAGAUGGUAUAAAUCAGGUAGUUCAAUCGAUAAACUUCAUCAUCUCUUUACUUUUUCCUCACAAGAGAAUAUGCCAUCAGAAAGUUCAAAUGCCAACUCAUAAAGCUCUGGUGACACAUCCUCACAUGAGGUGUGUAUUCAUCAUUUACUUUUUCUUGCUUGAUUUCCAAACAUGUUUCCAAAACAGUGCAGUUAUAGAUUGGUUUGUGUGAUAACAUUUGGCAACAUGCUAUAAGCAGGAAUGCUUUUAUUUCCUUACUUGGAUCAAUCACCAUGGAACCUUGCUCUUGAAGCCAAACAAUCCAUGCAUCAAAAUAUUGUCUUGAAUAACUUUCCCUUCAAGUUGUCAUGCCAAUGCCUUUACAUCUAUCAAUUGGUGAUCAAAGGUUGAGUCAUCCCCCCAAAGGUGAGAUUCACCUCCUAGUUUUCAUCUCCUUAAAUACCUCUUCAGAAUAAGAGGGCACCAUCAACCCAAGUGAAAAUAUCUUCCUUACAAAUCUACCAGAGCUUCUAUCACCCUGGUUUCUCUGAUACAGCAGAAACUGCUAUCACCUAGGAGACUGUUAGGCCAAAUCUGGUAACACUAAUCACCAAACAUGCAGACCUCACUUCUUCAUAACCUAGUUGUUGGAACUCCAGCCAUCUCAGCAACUUAUGAUCAAAUUCAAAAGCCGGUUAACAGAUACUUGCCUGGUCCUGCCACUCAAUGCCAACGUUCAACCAAAACAUCAAAACAAAUGAGAUUGAGGACAGAUAUAUCAAAAACUGUUAUGAGAAAGUUAAGCCUAGGGGCUCGCAUUCUUCGAGUGGGGGGAGUGGAAAACGUGUAUAAGCAGUUUUUUAGUGUGAGAGAAGGAGAAAGGCUUUUGAAAGCUUCAGAGUGUUAUCUGUCCACCACUUCUGGUCCUUUAGCAGGUUUUCUUUUCAUAUCCACAGACAAAGUUGCAUUCUGUAGUGAGAGAUCAAUGAAAGUUUUCACUCAAACAGGCCAUAUGUUGAGGAUCCGUUAUAAGGUUGCCAUUCCACUGAAGAAGAUAAAGUGUGUGAAUCAAAGUAAAAAUGUUCAGAAGCCAACCCAGAAGUACAUAGAGAUUGUCACGGAAGACAACUUUGAUUUCUGGUUUAUGGGUGUCUUAAAAUACCAGAAAACCUUCAAAUAUCUUGAGCAGGCCCUUUCACAAGCUUAGUGAGCUGAGUGAGUAGCAAAAUCCACUUUUCAAAGUCGAAGAUUCAUGUUAAGAGGACAAACAGACACAAAAGAUGAAAGCUACUAGAAUUUGAAUGCUGUCAUUGAAAAUGUCGUGGUUUGGUAAAAGGGAUUUCAGUUCAUUGUAAAUAAGGAAUGGAUGUGGUUCAUGAGAUGAAGACUUGGAUGCCAACAAAUCUCAUUGUGAAUCCAAGAAUUCAACAUCAUUUGUUGCGGAAGGGACAAACUUUUCGUAUAGUGAAGGAAAAACAGAGAAAUUUGAGGCUCAAUUACACAUUGAUUUAUAAGCUUUUAGUCAAAUUUAUGUAUAACUAUUCAGGAGUUUAACGAUUAUGUACAGUGAUUGUAAAAAAUCUUACAUUGUCAACCAACGAAUUAAUUCUAUUAGUAUAACUU
Molecule: messenger RNA, 2593 nt
Organism: Vigna umbellata (rice bean)
Lineage: Eukaryota; Viridiplantae; Streptophyta; Magnoliopsida; Fabales; Fabaceae
Source: RefSeq, a predicted model, not a curated record